UGCUUGCUUUAGUUUCUGAAAUGCUGCUUGAGAUAAAGAUGAAAUUUAUACAUGAACCAAAUUUCUUUGUACUUUUAACUGAUUCUGAAUAUGGAUUAAACAAAUUUCCAACGAGAGGUCACCUAUUUUGCUGAGUUAAAAGGAAGUGUGGGGUUAAGGAUUGAUGCAACAGUACACUACGAGUGCUAUUGGGUGGGCUCACAUUUCUGUUUCUUUUCUCCUUUUCCCUUUUCAGUUAUUAAAAUUGUUAGGGGGAGGAUAUAUUAUAAAUAUGUUUUGAGUUAUGUUACAUGAGAAGCGGAACUCUGAUAUUGCCCACAUUGUAGUUCCUUCCCCCUACAGUACAAAAUUCAACCUCUCCUCUGUUUUCCCGCAUCCCUUAAUAAAGUGGAAGCCAUGGAAACUCCCCAACCCCUCUCGAUUGAUAGCUUUUCAUACAGUUGGUUAGUAAACCUGAAUCCUUCUUUAGAUAGUCUAGACAGCUCUCUCAGAGCCUCACUUGAUGCAUGUGAUGAAGCUUCCUUCAUUGAGAUGGACCCAAGAAUGCCACCCUCUAGGAGAUUCUUCAGAAAUCCUCAGGAUUUUAAGUUUGACUUUCCCAUUUCACAAGCUCCUCUUACCCUUGUUCAUGCAGAUGAGCUUUUUUCCAAUGGUUAUGUCAUGCCUUUCUUUGUUAACUCUUUGAAGAUGGAGGCAUAUGAAGUUUCUGAUUCAACUUCAACCCUGCCUACUUCACAUGCACCAAACCUUGUGGUUCCAGCUAGUAAAACAAAUCGUCCUUCUUUGAGAAGAUGUCGACGAUUUUCCAAGAGGAUGAUUUUGAAAUCCUUUGAUUUUCUUCGGCCAUUAUACAGAAGAAUACGAGGACAUAAGUCAAGUAGCAGAGCUGAAAGUGUUGAUGCAAGAGUUCAGGUAAUGAAGAACUGGGUAUAUUCAGCACAAACAUCUCCUCGAAUAAGUGUUGCAUACUCCGCUGAUGAGUGGCGAAAGUCAUGUGAUUCCGAAAGCUCAAUUUAUGAGGCAGUUCUGCAUUGCAAAAAAUCAAUCGGAAAAUGAAUGGAGGAUCCAUUUGAAAUCCAUAUGGGAGAAAGGAAAGAGGAGGUGUCUAGAAUGUUAUCUUGCCACUUGUUAUUUGUCCUCUUCCUUCUCUUCUUUUGGGAUGACAAUGUACAUUUGUCCUGUAAGGAAGUUAAAGCUAUGUAAAUGGUUGGCCAUGGCCCUCAGGGAAAGAGGGGUGGGGGGCACGCACGCAUCCCUUUAGUUGAAAAAAUUACUAGUAAAUUUGUAUGAACAA
Durio zibethinus is the source of this 1294-nucleotide messenger RNA. Its product is annotated as putative membrane-associated kinase regulator 6. The record is from RefSeq and is a predicted model, not a curated record. NCBI's taxonomy places the organism in Eukaryota, Viridiplantae, Streptophyta, Magnoliopsida, Malvales, Malvaceae.